Molecule: messenger RNA, 374 nt
Organism: Staurois parvus
Lineage: Eukaryota; Metazoa; Chordata; Amphibia; Anura; Ranidae
Source: the annotation of a GenBank genome assembly
CCCGCUGUCGAGCUUGGUGACCCGGUGCCCGCGGUUCUGCCAGAUGACUCUGUGCCCGCUGUCGUGCCAGAUGACUCGGUGCCCCCUGACUUGCCUCCGUCCGCUGCCCAGCCUGACGUGCCUCCAUCCGCUGCCCAGCCUGACGUGCCCCCGCCCGCUGCCCAGCCUGACGUGCCUCCGCCCACUGCCCAGCUAAACUGGCCAAUAACUGAUUCCCAGCCUGCUCCUGGAAAUCCUGUGUCCAGCGGCCUGCCAUCCUGGGUUCCCCUACAUAAAGAGAAGUCUGCCAGCAGGAAACCCAGCCAGCCGGUUGACUCCGGCAGUAAGAUAUCCAGCCAGUUACCUGACCCGGGCGGUGGAACAUUUUGCCCACU